Molecule: messenger RNA, 1086 nt
Organism: Cyphellophora attinorum
Lineage: Eukaryota; Fungi; Ascomycota; Eurotiomycetes; Chaetothyriales; Cyphellophoraceae
Product: Glucosamine-6-phosphate deaminase
Exons: 2
Coding region: 1-1086 (361 amino acids)
Biological process (GO): N-acetylglucosamine catabolic process; carbohydrate metabolic process; N-acetylneuraminate catabolic process
Cellular component (GO): cytoplasm
Molecular function (GO): glucosamine-6-phosphate deaminase activity; identical protein binding
Source: RefSeq, a predicted model, not a curated record
AUGAAGGUCAUAAUACGCGAUACUGCCACAGCCGCUUCCGACUACAUCGCUGGUCAUAUCAUCCACCAGAUCAACACUUUCGAGUCCUCCGAAUCCCAUCCCAAAUAUGUCCUUGGUCUGCCGACGGGCUCCUCGCCGGAGAAGAUCUACGCUGCACUGGUCAGCGCCCACCGUGCUGGCCACGUUUCUUUCGCAAAUGUCAUUACUUUCAAUAUGGACGAAUACGUUGGUCUGCCAGAAGAUCACCCAGAAUCAUACCACAGUUUUAUGUAUAAGCAUUUCUUCGCGCACAUCGAUAUCGAUCCAUCCAACGUGAACAUCCUCAACGGCAAUGCGCCAGAUCUGGUUGCAGAAUGCGCAAACUACGAGAAGAAGAUACUCGCAGCGGGUGGCAUUGAUCUCUUCCUGGGAGGCAUUGGUCCGGACGGACAUAUCGCAUUCAACGAGCCCGGCAGCAGUCUUGCGUCUCGAACCCGCAUCAAGACCUUAGCGGAGGAGACAAUUAGGGCCAACUCUCGAUUCUUCAACAAUGAUCUCCACCAAGUACCGAAACAGGCGCUAACCGUAGGAGUGGGCACUGUGAUGGAUGCGAGAGAAGUUGUGCUGAUCGUGCUCGGAGCUACCAAAGCUCUGGCAUUGGUCAAGACAAUAGAGGGUGGUGUAUCGCAGAUGUGGACGGCAAGCUGUCUGCAGAUGCACCCGAAUGCUAUGAUUGUCUGCGAUGAAGGCGCCACAGACGAAAUGCAGGUGAAGACGGUCAAGUACUUCAAGUCCAUUGAGACCGUCGCUGCUCACACUGCGUAUCCGCAUACCACCUCACCUCUUCCACUCACGCCCCCACCCUCAUCUGCCAAGACAGCGGGAUGGCGUGGAGCGCUCAAGGAGCUUCGGAUUGACACCAAGAAAUCUGCCGAUGUGGAUGACGACGAUUUGGAGCUGACCCCUGACUCGAUGUCUGCCCGUGUUGCAGCCUUGGACUCGGCUGUGAGCAUGUCUCCGCCGAGCAAGCUGCCUCCUAUCAGGAAAAGCACCAUUGACGGCUUGGAUUUCGGAAGCAUGCAUAGGAGAGUAAGCAGCGUGGCCUAA